AUGGCAACAUUCCUCCCCCUCAUAACAGAGGAGAAUCCAACUCUCUUUCAAGCCCUCGAUCGCAUUGGUCCAAUCAUCUUAGACGCACAACAAUCUGUCCCUCUCCCUCAUCCACCGCAGCAUUCAUAUCUCUUUGUCAAGCCUGGCACUCCUGUCGAUGUCGAUGCUCUUGCUUCUUGGUUAGACGAAGGUAUCGAGAAAGUCAUUCUUCCUCUCUCGUGGGCGAAGGAAUGCAUUGGCUCCAUACCCUCCGAACGACUCAUCCUCCUCCUCGAAAUCUCUGGCGUUAGCGCCGUCUCCGAGAAUGUCAGGAACGGUGUUUCAGGCCUUCUUCUUAAGACCCCUUCUCUCGAUGUCAAUUUCAUCUCUUCGAUAUCAAAAUUCUUCGCGGGUUCUGCCAUCUAUGUCCUAUCCACCGUUGAUUCAUCCCCAACCCCUUCAAACAUCCGCGAAUUGAAGAGCAUCGGCGCAACCCUCGUUAUUCCCGAUUUACAACUCAGCCUUGGACCGACUUCCGACGCCAAAAUAAAUAUUGGAGAUGCCUUCCUAGCUCCCGUGAUUUCUGACCGCUCGGAUGGUCUCUUCCCAACCGUCGUAUCGUCUCAAACAGGACAGAGCCUCGGUCUCGUAUAUUCUUCAAGACAGUCUGUGAAGGAGAGCAUUGCCAGUGGCAAGGGGGUGUACCAAUCUCGAAAACACGGCCUUUGGAGGAAAGGCGAAACGUCAGGUGCGACACAGGAUGUCCUUCGCAUUCGCCUAGAUUGCGAUUCCGAUAGCCUGGAAUUCCGCGUUAUCCAGCACGGUGCCGGUUUCUGUCACCUCAACAGACAGUCAUGCUUCAGUGAAAUAAGCGGCCUCCCAGCGCUCGAGAGUACCCUGAAAUCAAGGUUAGCGUCUGCCCCAGAAGGAUCAUACACGAAGCGCCUGUUCAGCGACCCCGAGCUACUGAAGUCCAAAAUCAUGGAAGAGGCCGACGAGCUGUGUCAGGCCACUACCAAGGAGGACGUCGCCUUCGAAGCCGCAGACCUUUUCUAUUUUGCGCUUACUAAGUGUAUCGCGUCAGGAGUCAGAGUCGUGGACAUUGAGAAGGCACUGGACAAGAAGGCGAAGAGGGUCACCCGCAGGCCUGGUAACGCCAAAUCACAAUGGACGAAGCCUACCACUGCAACUCCACCACCUACAUCUGCCCCUCCAGUGGAGAAGAAAGUUGCCAAGGACGGACCCAUCCGCAUGCGGACCUCCGACCUAUCCACAACCACUCCAGAGGAGCGCGCACAGCUCCUUCGGCGACCUGUCUUACGCUCAGAUGAGAUGAUUACGAAAGUCAAGCCCAUCGUCGACGCCGUCCGGCAGCGAGGGGAUGCUGCCCUGCUCGAGUUCACCGCCAAGUUCGACCGCGCGCAGCUCGCCUCCACCGUCGUCUUCCCGCCAUUCGCCCCAGAGACGAUGCGUAUCGACCCCGAGGUCCAGAAGGCGAUCGACGUCGCGUACGCGAAUAUUUACAAGUUCCACGCGGCGCAGACAACUGGAGAGGCGCUCGUUGUUGAGACGAUGCCAGGCGUUGUGUGUUCGCGCUUUGCACGUCCGAUCGCGAGGGUGGGGUUGUAUGUGCCUGGCGGCACGGCGAUCCUACCCUCGACGGCGCUGAUGCUCGGCAUUCCGGCCCAGGUUGCGGGGUGCAAGGAGAUCGUCCUUGCGACACCCCCAAGGGCCGAUGGGAGCAUUUCGCCCGAGGUGAUGUAUGUCGCGCACCUCGUCGGCGCGUCGGCGAUCCUGAAGGCGGGUGGUGCGCAGGCCGUCGCUGCAAUGGCCUACGGCACUGAAACCGUUCCAAAGGUCGAUAAAAUCUUCGGUCCGGGAAAUCAAUGGGUUACAGCUGCGAAGAUGUUGGUUCAAAACGAUACCGACGCCCUGGUGUCCAUCGACAUGCCUGCUGGUCCUUCAGAAGUACUUGUCAUCGCCGAUCACACCGCCAAUCCUGCCUUUGUAGCAGCCGACCUCCUCUCUCAAGCCGAGCACGGUGUCGACUCUCAAGUCGUGCUCGUCGCAGUCGCCCUGACGCCAGAGCACCUAGGCGCAAUCGAGAAGGAAGUCGACGAUCAGGCGAAUGCACUUUCACGGGUGGAAAUUGUACGCGAGUCUAUCUCAAAGAGUAUCAUCGUCAAAGUGGCAACUGUGGAGGACGCCAUUGCGUUUUCGAACGACUACGCCCCCGAGCACUUGAUAUUACACUUGGAGAACGCCAGUCAGAAGGUGCCAUCUGUCGAGAAUGCUGGCAGUGUCUUCGUUGGACCCUACACUCCAGAAAGCUGUGGCGACUACGCAUCUGGUACAAACCAUACCCUUCCAACGAACGGUUAUGCAAGACAAUUCAGCGGAGUCAACACACUAUCGUUCCAAAAGCACAUCACGUCCCAGGAAAUUACAGCUGCAGGUCUUGGAGGUCUUGGACCCGUCGUCGCCACACUGGCAGACUGCGAAGGCUUGCAAGCUCACGCCAACGCUGUCCGAAUUCGCCUACGCGACACAUCGAAACAAUAG
Molecule: messenger RNA, 2541 nt
Organism: Cyclocybe aegerita
Lineage: Eukaryota; Fungi; Basidiomycota; Agaricomycetes; Agaricales; Hemipholiotaceae
Source: the annotation of a GenBank genome assembly